Lingula anatina is the source of this 1431-nucleotide messenger RNA. RefSeq lists its product as uncharacterized. Gene Ontology annotation, molecular function: chromatin binding. Gene Ontology annotation, biological process: mitotic G2 DNA damage checkpoint signaling. Gene Ontology annotation, cellular component: nucleus. The record is from RefSeq and is a predicted model, not a curated record. NCBI's taxonomy places the organism in Eukaryota, Metazoa, Brachiopoda, Lingulata, Lingulida, Lingulidae.
AAGGCGCGUCAAGGUGGUAUAUUACAAAAAUGCCGCAAGUUUUCCACGUACUGCAGUGCUUUUCCUGCCGGAUGUUUCAAGUUCACCAAGUGAAGAAAAUCAAUAAGUGGGCGUGCAAAUUAUGUGGUCAAAAGCAAUCAGUUAUUAAGGUGUUUGGGGAAGGAUCGGGAGCUGACUGCAGGAAACAUGUCCAAAAGUUAAACAUGGUGAGAAGCCAGGUGGACACUGCUGACCAAGAGAACUGGACGUCAGCUGCAAAGAUCACCAGUGAUGAAGUUGACUGGAAUGAAAAUAUUUCAACAGUGUCUGAGUACCUACAAGUCGGUUCAUCAGCUGGUGUAGCAGAGAGCAAGUGGGGGAAAUAUGUGACUGAGGAAGACCAGGAAGUUCAACCAGGAAGCGACAUGGAGGAGGAGGAUGUCACUGUUUACACCACAAGUGUGCAGAAGUUCAAACAGACAGCUAGAGGACAUUAUGAUAGAAAGCAGAGGGGGAGGAAAUACAAGGAUACCAGACAUCACCCCUAUCAGAGUAACAAAAGAGGGCUCCAGUAUACAGAUACAGGGGAGUCAUAUUCAAGACAAGACCCAUUCUACCCCAGCGAAUUGAUAGACACACAGCCCAGUACAGCUAACAGGAGUGGUAUAAUUUCAGAAAGAGGCAGUGAAUCUUAUACAGCUGAGAAUAGUAGACAUUUAAAUAUGCAAGACCAUAUGAAUGGCACACUGAAUCCUGACCACAAUGGUCGAAUGUCCAGUUGGGCUAGGUUUCCAAAACCUUCUUCUCCUCUUAUGUGUACAAGUAAGUCAACCAAUGUUGUGUCCAGUGAGAGUGGACUUAGUGGCACAGGGACCAGAGCUGGACAGUCAAAGUGGACACAAUUCAUUGACCAAGACGUGGCCAGAGAUGAAGGCAGUUCUGGUGAUGGUUAUAGUGAAGUUCAAAAUGAUGAGGGGUAUGGUGAAGAUACUUGUAAUGUUGAUUAUAAAGAAAAUAUUUCAGGAAUUGAUAUCCACGGUUUUGGACAUUUUGUAGAUAACAGCAGGAGUAAUAAAAGCCAGCCAUCUUUACAUACAAGAAUAGCCUCUGAUAAAAUGUAUUAUCAGAACGAGCAGUCACAAAAUGGUGAUGCAGUCUGUAGACAGACAUUUGGGAAAGAAGUACAUUCUGAGUCAAUUUUUGAUAAAAGGACAGAUAAAAAAAGGAUUGCCUCGUCAGCUGAUGUAGACACAACUAUACUAAAGGAUGAUGUCAUUUUUAGUAGAUUAAAUGUAGCUUCUGAGAAAUCACAUUUAAUUCCUUUAAUAAGAACACCUCAAACUGUAGGUGGCAGCACCUGCACUGUUAUGUCAACUGUAGGAGGCAGCACCUGUACUGUUAUGUCAAAGUCUAUGUGUACAAGUAAGGAGCAAUCAAAAUGGACGUCUGUCA